Fusarium oxysporum Fo47 is the source of this 995-nucleotide messenger RNA. RefSeq lists its product as uncharacterized. The coding region runs from base 75 to 995 and encodes 306 amino acids. The record is from RefSeq and is a predicted model, not a curated record. Lineage: Eukaryota; Fungi; Ascomycota; Sordariomycetes; Hypocreales; Nectriaceae. The transcript is spliced from 4 exons.
CUUAAAUCCUUCAUUCCAUUUUCAGUUUGCAUACAUGGUCAAUUUCCCUCCAUUUCUCCUCGAACCUUACCAUAAUGGUCACCGUUGCAAUCGCUGGAGCCACCGGCCACAUUGGCAAGGCUAUCUUCGAUGUCGUGAAAAAAAGCCAAGCUCACAAAGUCAUUGCUCUGUCCCGCAAGGCACCAACCGACCAUGACACUCACACUGUUGUCGUGGACUAUAAUAACAUCGACUCGGUGGCUGACAUUCUUGAAAGCAAUGGAGUUCACACAAUAAUCUCUGCUAUUCUAGUCAAAGAUGAUGAGUCUGGGGCUUCAGAGAUCAAUCUCGUCAGGGCUGCUAGCAAAUCACGACCGACAAAGCGCUUCGUCGCGAGUGACUACUCAGCUCCCAUUCCAGAAGAAAAACAAUUCGGGCGUAUUCUCGCUCGAGCCGGCACAGCCAAGGAGCUGCGCCAAACGGAUUUGGAAUGGACGUCUAUCCGCAUCGGGCAGAUUUCCGACAGCUUCGGCAUCCCGCACAUUAAGAGCUACUUGCCUUUUCUCCCCAUCAACAUCGACGUGGCCAACAAAGCAGCAGCUAUUCCAGGCUCGGGAAACGAUGUCAUUGCUUACACUUACAGUUUCGACAUGGCGCGGUUCCUCGUUGCCGCACUGGACCUGCCCAAGUGGGACGAGGAUCUGUUCUGCUACAGCGACAAGGUUACGCUCAAUGAGGUUGUCAAGUUGGCAGAGAAGAUAACAGGGUCCAAGUUCGAUGUGGCAUAUGAUAGCGUCGAGAAGCUUCAACGGGGAGAAAUGACGGAACUCCCAGCGCAUGUUGAGUCGUACUCGGUGCUUCCAAAAAAGAUCCUCCAGGCGAGCUUUGCCGCCUAUAGUUUGUACGCAAUCGAUGGAUUGUAUGACUUUCCAAAGGAAAGUACCUUGAACGCAAAGUUUCCCGAGAUCAAGACGACGACCAUUGAGGACAUGUUGAACCUUUGGAAGAGCAAAUGA